Oryzias latipes (Japanese medaka) is the source of this 1450-nucleotide messenger RNA. It is a transcript of the gene cfl1, whose product is annotated as cofilin 1. Gene Ontology annotation, cellular component: actin cytoskeleton. Lineage: Eukaryota; Metazoa; Chordata; Actinopteri; Beloniformes; Adrianichthyidae. Gene Ontology annotation, molecular function: actin binding. The record is from RefSeq and is a predicted model, not a curated record. Gene Ontology annotation, biological process: actin filament depolymerization.
UGCACCUUGCUCUAACCAGGAGCGCACGCGCUUCGAUGCGCGCUCCCGCUCAGUGAGUGAGCGUAACAGAAUUCAGCAUCACCCCAUUCAAUUUCUACCAGACGCAGAUCUAUUCACAGCUCCGACAAUGGCCUCUGGCGUUAAAGUCACAGAUGAAGUUAUCGCAAUCUUCAACGACAUGAAGGUGCGUAAAGCUCAGGCGAAUGAAGAUGAGAAGAGGAGGAGGAAGAAGGCCGUUCUCUUCUGCUUGAGCUCAGACCUCAAGAACAUUGUUCUGGACGAUGGCAAAGAGAUCCUCCAGGGGGACCUGGGUACCACCGUUCAGGACCCGUACCAGCACUUUGUGAAGAUGCUGCCUCCGGACGACUGCCGCUACGCUCUGUACGACGCCACCUAUGAGACCAAAGAAACCAAGAAGGAGGACUUGGUUUUUAUCUUCUGGGCUCCAGAUAGCGCUCCUCUGAAGAGCAAGAUGAUCUACGCUAGCUCAAAAGAUGCUAUCAAGAGAAAGUUUGAGGGCAUUAAGCACGAGUGGCAGGUGAACGGUUUGGAGGACCUGAAGGACCGACACACCCUUGCAGAAAAGCUUGGGGGCUCAUCAGUAGUCACCCUGGAAGGAUCCCCUUUAUAAAUGAAAGUGCACUGCUCCUCAGCCGAGGCCCGUCAGACACAUCAGUUCAGUUGAGUCAUUCCAGUUUGGCAGGAUAAGGGGGGGCUAAUGAAGAACCGGCGUCAUUUGUGGGACUUUUUGGGGAGGAUGUGAUGUGUGGGUUUGGGAACAAAUAAAAAAAAGAUAAGCUGUUGGGGGGGGGUCAUUACAGUUCUAGAAGAUGAACUACAUGCACAGAAGGGAAAUCAUUGAGAAAAUUGCUGAAGGAAAAAAUCAUUGAAAUACACAAAAUUACCAUGUUUAGACGCAGUUUUGCUUAUUCCAAGUACAAUUUGAAUGAUUGCUGAGACAGGGACAGGCAGAAACCUUUUAGUUAUGCAGACACUGAUUCCUGAUUUAUAUGCUCCAAUUAUUUAAUUUUAUUUAAUUUUGUUUUGCCAAACUAAUGGUUACGUUUGUAAGUGUGACUCGGUGUAAUUUGAAUUAAUAUGUAUGAACACCGAUAUAACCCAUAUCUUACAUUUAUCAUUUUUCUCUUUUGUUUCUUUUUCUUGUUAUCAUUACGUGUUUUCUCUUUUUGAACUUAUUUCCAAAACCUCUCUUUUCCCGGUUGUGGGUCAGAAAAUCUGGCCUCAAAAGAAGUAAACCAAUGACAUUCCUCACUUUUGUUAAAACCAGAACCUCCUCAGAUUGAGAACGUUGAUGAUGUGACGUUGAUGAUGUGAAGACGACUGUUGAUGAGAAUACGGAGGACCAAUGAUCAGAAUUAAGCCUAAAUAAUGAGUGGUUGAUGUUUUGUAUUGUCUGCUUAUCUCUAAUAAAUAAAGCACUUAUGGUUGA